AUGGAUUUUGACCAUCUUGCUGAACAGCAGUCGGAUCGUAUCUUCAAAGUAUGGUUGCAAAACUUGAUCAGAAAUUCCCCAGAGGAGUUGGCUGGUAAACUUGCUGCCAAACACCGGCAGGGCACACCGGUCUCUGCGUCACAGCCGUUCAACAGUGCCUUCAAUAUUGUUAUCGAGUUACUUACAAGACGGCUAUCGCGUUAUCGUUCAGUUUGCCGCUCUUGGUCGGGUUACCCUCCGCAAUGA
This is a messenger RNA of Monascus purpureus, 246 nucleotides long. The record is from the annotation of a GenBank genome assembly. Lineage: Eukaryota; Fungi; Ascomycota; Eurotiomycetes; Eurotiales; Aspergillaceae.